UAUAAUGUGUGUUUGUUUCUGUUAUUGUUUUUAAUACUAUCCACGUGUGAAAAUAGUGAUCCUGAGUGCCUAUGCCGUGUUUCUACUAGGAGAAUGCCAACGACGCCAUUAAAAAUAGAUAUACUUGAGGACGGUGCUCGUCCAAGAGAUUGGCAGCCUCGUAGGUCUCAGUACAAGGUGCCUCUGAGAUUAUUUCGAUUAUGCUUACUGGGAAUGUUUCUUCCUGCGGUAUUGGUGGCUGGGCCGAUAUACUUGCGAUAUCGUGUUUAUUGCGAGCAACUGUAUCCAUUAACUGUUUCCGAUCAAAGGCUUAUCGACGCGAAAGUAUCUACCACGUGGUGUCAAAGUCAAGUCAUUAAAGUUAAUACAACGUUUAAUGCCUAUCUGAUGAACGACGAACCAAAGAUGGAAAACGAGUUUCUACCCGUUUCUAUGACGAGACAUUUGAUUUUAGAGGACGACAUGAAAGAAUAUUGGGGCUUCUAUCUCCUUCGUGGUAGUAGCGUUACUGUAUCCACUUGUGUGAGAUGGCCUGGUGCUUCUUUAACCAUGAUCCGCGGUCACAAACAUCUUCAUGAAUGUGCCUUCAUUGGUGACGAUAGCAGCGAAGAAUUGGAGGAACUCCUGGAAGUUGCUAAAGAGACCGGUUUCCUUACAAUAAAUGGUUCGCUUGAGAAUGAAAGUCCUAGCAAUGAGCCAGAGAAAAUGAAGAGAGUGCAGCAGGGUAUACAGUUUCAUCACAAGGACCAUGCUAACGCUUUGAACAGCUCGAAGCACACGAUGAACACCAUGACACACCAUUAUAACAGUCAUGAGUUGGAUGCCAAAGCUAUGAAAGUGAUACUCACGGAACUAUUUGCCAAAACGCUCGACACGAAAAAGAAGCAGAAGGAGAAUCCUCACCACCAUUACGAAGGAACCUUCGUGGAAACUGAUAACAUCGAGAAGCCGCCUACUCAAUAUCUCCAUGACGAUUCUCAGAAAAUUAGAAACAAACAGAUGGAAAAUAUGUUCAUGAAAACUUUUGAAGAAGUCUUGAAGAAGAAAAAUGUAGUAAGUGUUAUGAACGACACAGGAGGACUGAUAGAAAAACACCGAAAACUCCAGCGUGGAAAGACGAGCAAAGAGAAGACGACAGUAAAUUCUGAAGAGAAGAUCGAAAAAGUGGAAGCUUCAUCCGCAGAAGUGCUUCGAGAUGUGUUGGACAAAGUCAAUUCUUUGGGUUAUCGGGGUAAAAAGAUACUGAAAAAACUGAUGGUUGAAAUUGAGAAGAAGGGUGCUGAGGGAGAAGCUCUAUGGCAGGCAGUGAACAAGACGAUGAACGAUCAGACACUUUCGGAUGCUGAGAAACGUAGAAGACGAAGAGACUUGAUUUUGUCUUCGCCUCUUCAUACAGAAUUAACGGAGGAAGAUGAAGAUAACGAUGCUGCUAUCGAGGAGGAUAUAUUGCAUCCAGAUGGCAUAGCUGAGGACAGGGGUACCGUGAACGAGACGACGUUGAACGACAGAAGUAAUUCCGAAUUUUGGAGCUCGUUUAGUAGCUCCGAGGAACGGCUUUUGGAUUGCAAAGGAUUGAUUCUGAACUUACCUUUAACACCACAUCGAUAUUGUAUGCCGAAACACGAAAGCGAACAUUUGACCGCCUCGUUCGCUAACACAGUUACAUACAGAGUACCUACGAACGGAUAUUAUUUCUUCGUCUUCAAUUCUGAAAACGAGAUUCAGCCGAAUUAUUUGCGAGUACGUUUCGACCUGCUGAAGACCUUCUACAAUAUCUCGAAUCCAGUACACGCCUGUAAGAAUAGCACGACAGAAUGUUCGUUGCCUUUCAAAAUCUUCAGCAACGAGAGGACGGUCUUAGAGUUGCCAUUGAGUGGCAAUGACUCACAAUGGAACGAAGAAUACGUGGUUGUCUCCACGUGCGAACCUAGGACGUCUAUUUACUUGUUAUGCAUCAUAGCGGUGCCUUUGCUCAUCCUUAUAUUUGCGUUUCACUGAUAGCACGAUGAAUCGGUAUGAGGAAAAGACAGUAUUGUGAUCUCGCGACGAGAACAGCCGCUGAAAAUGCUCGCUUGUAAAUAUGUUUUAAAUUUAAAAGCGAACCGAAGUAUGAGAACAGGCCCUUGUUAUAAUGGCAAUAACGCGACAGUAUUCUUCUCCUUUCACCGUACCAUUUAACUGGUGGUUAUAAAUGUGACGUUAUAUUUGUGAUAGUUAAUGUAUUUAUACGUUAGUAACUUUAAAUGGAACAUUUUUUAAAUCGCGAUAUAAAUAAUCCAAAAUUCAGAAUCGUCAUAAUUAGACUGCAGAUUUUUAUGUAUUUAUAGGAAAUUUGGAAGUGUAAAAAUACACAGAAUGUACGCAUACUAUGCAGAGAUAUAUAAAAUACUCAAAAUAUAGUAUUGUAAUAUAUACCAAGUGAAAUAAUUGUUUACGUAGAUUUAAUUUUUUUAUUCAUAUUCGUAAAAAUAUGAAUCUAUAUAAAUGUCCGCAGCCUAAUUAUAAUUUAAUGUAUUAAGGCUAUGCGUUUAUGUUAAAGAUACAUGUGAUACGAAUGAUGGUAAUACGAAGGUGGUUAACGAAUUAUUAAUUGCAAUUAACACAAACGCUUUUUAACAUCCUUUGACGUUUUUAGAUCGUUAUAAUUCUACACAUACACAUACACACACACAUAUACACAUAUGUACACACAGUCGCCCCGGGAAGUAGAUUUACGCUCCUACUAAAAGUUUAAAUGUAAAAUCUUUAAUUUAUUUUUCGAAAAAACUAUAUGUAUAUAUUUCUAAUGCGGAUUAUAUUUUUUAUAUAUAUUAUGUGAUCUACGUAUAGAUUAGAAUCGUAUAUUUAUUACGUCAAUGAAUAGUGAGAUAUUCUAUUUUUCUUUUUCUUUAUCAGUCGACAAAACCAUUUUGUUGUAUUAUAUUUUAUCUUCAAUUGGCAACGUAAUUCCGAUUGAUAUCGUUCAUUUUCAAUUAACUUGUUUUCUUAAGUAUUGGAACUUUUUUCUGAACAAUUAUCAUUGUAUACUAUGUUAUCAUGAUACACAAGCUUCGAGCGUCGAGUAAAGUUAAUCAUACAAAUUGGGUAUUACCGUGGAUAAAUCAUCCUAAAUUGUUUGUCACUGCUUCACUGACUUUAUUUAUCAUAAUGUAAUACGUUUUAACUUAUUACCGUUAUUCCAUUGCAUCGCUCGAAUAUCCGUUUCUCAACCAACGUUAUUACCACUUUCCUACUUAUUACGAUUCCUACUUUCAAUGAUAUUAAUUUCGACUAGAUUGUACAGAUUAUUUAUAUUUUCAAUAAAAAAAUCCAAGUAAUAGUA
Molecule: messenger RNA, 3322 nt
Organism: Bombus terrestris (buff-tailed bumblebee)
Lineage: Eukaryota; Metazoa; Arthropoda; Insecta; Hymenoptera; Apidae
Exons: 7
Coding region: 94-1998 (634 amino acids)
Source: RefSeq, a predicted model, not a curated record